This is a messenger RNA of Pistacia vera, 489 nucleotides long. Its product is annotated as clavaminate synthase-like protein At3g21360. The transcript is spliced from 2 exons. The record is from RefSeq and is a predicted model, not a curated record. Gene Ontology annotation, molecular function: oxidoreductase activity. Bases 1 to 489 code for a protein of 162 amino acids. NCBI's taxonomy places the organism in Eukaryota, Viridiplantae, Streptophyta, Magnoliopsida, Sapindales, Anacardiaceae.
AUGGAAAAAGAGGUUCCAGAAUUUGUUUCCAAAUUAGAAACAAAUGGUUUUAUUUUCAAAAUAAAGACUGCAAAUGUUAAUUCAAAUGCUAUCCUUGGUACAACAUGGAAGUCUUAUUUGAACACUGAAGAUGAAGUUGAAGCCAAAAAGAGAAAGCGUCGUUGCAAUUCAGUGGAAUUCAAUGAAGAUGGGAGUGCAGAGUUUUUGUAUGGACCAUUAAAUCCAAUAAGGGAGUUUGAAGGAAAGAGGGUUUGGUUUAUACGAAUAGUGAGGCAUUCUGCAAAUAAAAAAGACACUAGUACUAGUUUUGGAGAUGGCACUCCUCUUCUAACAAAUGCCUUAGAAACCUACCAAAAUAUACUGGAUGAAGUGUGUGUUGACAUCAAAUGGGAAAAGGGAGAUGUAAUGUUGCUUGACAAUUUAUCUGUUCAACAUGGAAGGCGUCCUGCCAAGCCACCGCGUUCUGCAUUUGUGUCCUUGUGCAAAUAA